AUGAACAUCGUUGGUUCAAUAUGUACAGAUGGCGCUCCUGCUAUGCUAGGAAAUCGGUCAGGAUUUGCUACCCUCAUGAAACGGGAAAUUCCUGAGGUUCGUGUCACACACUGCCUGCUUCAUCAGUAUGCAUUAGCAGUGAAGACUUUACCAAAAAGUCUGCAAGAAGUUUUGUCAACAUGUGUGAAAAUUGUUAACGUAAUUAGAGGACGUUCACUGAGCCAUCGUUUAUUUCAAGUGUUUUGUGAAAGCAUGGAUUCUGAACACACGGUUCUAGUGUACCACACGGAGGUGAGAUGGCCAUCCCGUGGACAUGUCUUGCAGCGUAUAUUUGAGCUUCGUGAGGAGAUCAAGACAUUUUUAAAGGAUCAAAAGUUGGAUCUCUUUUCUUCAUUUGAUUCCCCAGAGCUUGUGCAAAUGCUAGCAUACUUGACCGACAUAUUUACUAACUUAAAUGAAAUAAAUAUUUUCCUCCAAGGAAGUAAUAAAAACGUGGUUAUUGCACAUGAAAAAUUGGCUUCCUUCAAAGCUAAAAUUCCUUUGUGGUUGAGAAAUAUUGAGAAGGGAAAUUUGGCUACAUUUCCAUCGCUGGAAGAAAUUGUUGAAGAACACGGGUCACUACUUCCAGAAGUUGCCACUGCAAUACGCGUUCACCUUGUUAUUCCGAUAAAAAAUUAUAUUUGUUUCCCAGUGAUUUCUGUUCAAUUUAUUUUGGUUUAUGAAAACGACAAUAAGUUUCAAAGUUAUAGUAUUGUAAGGGUUACUUCUAAUUUUUUAACAUGCCAUUCUUGUUACAACUAA
Molecule: messenger RNA, 801 nt
Organism: Limulus polyphemus (Atlantic horseshoe crab)
Lineage: Eukaryota; Metazoa; Arthropoda; Merostomata; Xiphosura; Limulidae
Product: protein ZBED8-like
Exons: 1
Coding region: 1-801 (266 amino acids)
Source: RefSeq, a predicted model, not a curated record